Molecule: messenger RNA, 1785 nt
Organism: Ahaetulla prasina
Lineage: Eukaryota; Metazoa; Chordata; Lepidosauria; Squamata; Colubridae
Gene: TUBD1
Product: tubulin delta 1
Exons: 9
Coding region: 334-1692 (452 amino acids)
Biological process (GO): mitotic cell cycle; microtubule cytoskeleton organization
Cellular component (GO): microtubule; cytoplasm
Molecular function (GO): GTP binding; structural constituent of cytoskeleton
Source: RefSeq, a predicted model, not a curated record
CCGGCUCUACACGCGCGCGCGCACAGCCUGGACGGCGGUUGCUCGAUGACUUGAGAGGCGUGUUUUUUUAAAAAACCAAUGCGCUGGCGUCGGUAGGGCGCAUGCGUCAAGCUCGCGACUGAGGCAGCCCACCUGCCCUUUUCUCGAAUAACUUUUUUCCGAGACUGAUUUUCCCGCGUCGGCUCGACGGGCUUGGUGAGCGCAUGCGCAGAAUGAGCCGAAAAGGGCCGUGGUUGUGGCUUGGGGAUACGCGAAGAAGGAAGCGCGGAGGUGUGAGAAACCUAGGCGCAUGCGCCGUGGGAGGAAGACGGAAACUGGGAAAGUCAGCUAAGAAUGUCCAUCGUAGCCAUUCAACUGGGUCAGUGCGGCAACCAGAUUGGGCGCGAGGUGUUCGAUACCAUCUGCACAGACCUCCACAGCUCCCAGGGGUUUUGCUCCAAGAAGGAGAACGACUCUUACCAGGCAGCUUGUAAAGAACGUUUCUUUGAGGAAAAAGAUGAAGGUUUGAUCGCUCGAGCUGUUCUGGUCGACAUGGAACCGAAAGUGAUCAACCAAACUUUAUCCUUCGCCUCAAGAACUGGGAAUUGGAGAUACGGCCCCCAGUCUGCCUUCUGUCAGAAACAAGGAUCGGGAAACAAUUGGGCACACGGGUACUGCGUCCACGGCCCGAAACACGAAGACGCGAUCAUGAACCUCAUUCAGAAGGAAGCGGAGAAAUGUGACCGGCUAAGUGGCUUCUUGAUGAUCAUGAGCAUGGCCGGUGGGACGGGGUCAGGCCUGGGGGCAUUUGUGACAGCAGCCCUAAGAGAAGCCUAUCCAAACUCCUUCCUGCUCAACCACGUCAUCUGGCCAUACGGAACCGGGGAGGUGAUUGUCCAAAAUUACAACUCCGUCCUGACGCUCUCCCACUUAUACCAAUCCUCGGACGCCCUUCUGGUGCAUGAAAAUGAUGCCGUCCAUAAGAUCUGCCUGCAGCUGAUGAAGAUCAAGCAGGUGUCUUUCCAGGAUGUCAAUCGAGCGAUCGCACAUCAGUUGGGAAGCGUCUUCCAGCCGGCCUACUCCUCUGAAGAGGCGGCUCACUACAGCAGGUCACCUCUAGGAGAUCUGAUGGAAGCUUUAGUCCCCCAUCCGGAGUUUAAGAUGCUGGGUCUCCGGGAUAUCCCUCAAAUGUCCGAGAAUUCCCUGGCCUACACCACCUUUGCUUGGCCUGGGCUCCUGAAACACCUCCGGCAGAUGCUCAUUGCCAACGCCAAAAUGGAAGAAGGUAUUGACUGGCAGGUGCGGCCUCCAACCAGCAGAGCUCCUACAGCUGGGAAACCCUCUUCGAACCGGACGGUUAAUUUCAAUACUUCCAUUGCCAAUUUGGUCACUCUGCGAGGGAAGGACGUGCAGUGUGCAGAUCUGGGGGGUUUCCAGGAUCCUGCCUUGUACACUCCCUGGCUCCAUCCUCCACAGGCUUUGAGCAUCUGGAAAACACCCAGAGCCUUCAAUAAGUAUGAGAAGUCAGCCUCUCUGGUCAGCAAUAGCCAGUUUCUGCUCAACCCACUCAACAGCCUUGUGGGGAAGGCUUGGAAAAUGUUCGCGUCGAAGGCUUACAUUCACCAGUAUUCAAAAUUUGGGAUUGAAGAAGAUGACUUCCUGAGCUGUUUCACCACCUUGGAACAAGUGAUUGCCAGCUACAGCAGCCUCUGAUUUCCCAAAGCACAUAAGGGCUCUGUGCCUUUUUCCAAGAGCAUCAUGGCAAUCUUCUAUGCCAGGGGUCUCCAACCUUGGCAACUUUAAGCC